UAAGAAUCCAUUAUUUCCUCAACAUGACUCCUGUAGUCAUUAUUUUGUUGAGUAUUGUCAUCGGUGUCUCCUGCCAAGAAUCUCAUUAUCAAUCGCCACAUCAAGCGGCGAUUUUAAGCGACGCGCGUUAUCUCGCAGGUGAUGGCACAUUCGGUGCUGCCUACUCUCAAGAAGACGGAGUGGAAUUUAAAGAGGAAAGCGACAUAGAAGGUAAUCGACGUGGAUCAUACUCAUACAUCGACCCAACCGGGCAAAGACGCACCGUAACUUAUACAGCGGGAAAGAAUGGAUUCCAAGCGACCGGAGAUCACAUUCCUAGCGCACCCCCGCAAGUACCACCGCAGCCGGAAUACAUACCGUUGGCGCAAUAUAAUCCGUCAGAUUAUCAGCCUCCGAGUUACGCACCACCAUCCCCUCAACAAUAUUCACGGCGUUAUCAACCGGAUUAUGAGCUACAAUCUGUCGUUUAUCAACCACAGCCUCAACUGCAGCCUCAACCACAGCCUCAACCACAGCUUCAACCGCAAUACCAGCCGCAGCCGCCACCUCGCUAUCAUUAUCUUUCAGAGUUGCAAGGUAUACCCUCGUAUGCGCCACCGAGGCCACACUAUCAAUCCCAACUUCGCCCCGCAUCACAAUAUAAAGUGAUAACGACACCGGCCUCGGUUCCGGCGACGUCCCGAAAUUUUUACCCACCGGGAAAGCUCAGCUUCAAUCGGACUCCCGAUGGCUUCUCUUAUACGUUCAGCAAAAGUUGAGU
Molecule: messenger RNA, 760 nt
Organism: Atta colombica
Lineage: Eukaryota; Metazoa; Arthropoda; Insecta; Hymenoptera; Formicidae
Gene: Cpr100A
Product: larval cuticle protein 2
Exons: 3
Coding region: 24-758 (244 amino acids)
Cellular component (GO): chitin-based extracellular matrix
Molecular function (GO): structural constituent of chitin-based larval cuticle
Source: RefSeq, a predicted model, not a curated record